This is a messenger RNA of Canis lupus familiaris (dog), 5184 nucleotides long. RefSeq names its product ubiquitin conjugating enzyme E2 H (gene UBE2H). Lineage: Eukaryota; Metazoa; Chordata; Mammalia; Carnivora; Canidae. The transcript is spliced from 7 exons. Gene Ontology annotation, cellular component: nucleus. The record is from RefSeq and is a predicted model, not a curated record. Gene Ontology annotation, biological process: protein polyubiquitination; ubiquitin-dependent protein catabolic process. Gene Ontology annotation, molecular function: ubiquitin conjugating enzyme activity. Bases 435 to 986 code for a protein of 183 amino acids.
CGGCGCCCAGAGCGAGGCUGGGGUAGAGAGGCCGACUGAGCAGGAGUCGUCCGCUUGUCGUGGAGGCUGCUAGGGAGCCGGCGAGAGGGUGAGCGGGCGAGCAGGCGAGCAGGCGAGCGAGCUAGAGCAGGCAGCAGGGAGCGACGCGCGGCGCAGAGUAGCGCCGGGGCCGGGCCGCGGAGGAACCCACAGCCGGAGAGGGGCAGCCCGAGCCGGGCGCCGCGGGGUCCCCACCCCCACCCGGCCGGACAGUGCCCGGUGUUCCCCCGUGCGGGGGGCGGCGGCGGCGGCGGCGGCGGCUGACGGGACCCGACAGGACCGCGGGGGUGUUGCCACCUCCACCGAGGAGCCGGGGCCCGGGGCCCGUGAUAGACGGGCCGAGGAAAGGAGAGAGGCGGCGGCGGCGCAGGCGACGGGGAGGCAGCGGCGACACCAUGUCAUCCCCCAGUCCGGGCAAGAGGCGGAUGGACACGGACGUGGUCAAGCUCAUUGAGAGUAAGCAUGAGGUUACGAUCCUGGGAGGACUCAAUGAAUUUGUAGUCAAGUUUUAUGGACCACAAGGAACACCAUAUGAAGGCGGAGUAUGGAAAGUUAGAGUGGAUCUUCCUGAUAAAUACCCUUUCAAAUCUCCAUCUAUAGGAUUCAUGAAUAAAAUUUUCCAUCCCAACAUUGAUGAAGCGUCAGGAACUGUGUGUCUAGAUGUAAUUAAUCAAACUUGGACAGCUCUCUAUGAUCUUACCAAUAUAUUUGAGUCCUUCCUGCCCCAGUUGUUGGCCUAUCCCAACCCCAUAGAUCCUCUCAAUGGUGAUGCUGCAGCCAUGUAUCUCCACCGACCAGAAGAAUACAAGCAGAAAAUUAAAGAGUACAUCCAGAAAUACGCCACGGAGGAGGCACUGAAAGAGCAGGAAGAGGGUACCGGUGACAGCUCGUCGGAGAGUUCUAUGUCUGACUUUUCGGAAGAUGAGGCCCAGGAUAUGGAGUUGUAGUAGAAAAAGCACCUGCUUUUCAGAAAGACUAUUAUUUCCUAACCAUGAGAAGCAGACUAUAAUAUUCAUAUUUAAACAAAGCAAUUUUUUUUAUUACUAAACAAGGUUUUUAUGAAUAAUAGCAUUGAUAUAUAUAUAUUAUAUAUCACCCUUUAGAUCUUGAUUUCUUGGUCAUUUCUCAACCUGAGGUGCAUAGCAUAUUCCCACAUUCCAUUUUGGUAGCAAUAUGCGGUCUGAAUGCAUGCAUUCAUAAGUCCAUUUUGGCCAAGUCAGCCUGUGUGCUACUGAACUGUCAAAAGAAAUAGCCGCUCUGAUAGGUAGACAUGAGUAAAACUAACAGGAAAAAGUUGCUUCUUUUAUUGAUGGUUCCAAAGAAACAAACCAAACCAACCAGCUCUUGGACGUGAAGAUAGAAUAGUGCUUUUUCAAAAUGGACGGGAGGAGCCAGGGGAGGAAAAGGCCUGCUGUGGGAAGGUGUAGAGCCAGCCGUGUCAGAGCCACAGCCAUUCCUUCCUGUGAGUCCUGGGUGGCCCCAUUUCUGUGGAGUAACGGUAUAAGACAGAGAGCUAAUUGGAGUGUUGAAACCUAAAACCAUUUGACUCUGAAUUUUAAGUACAUUUUUAUAUGUAGAUUCCUGCCUGUCUUGCUAUCAGGCCCUACAGCCCACAAGUGUUUUUGCUUUGGAGAACCUUUUGGAAGUGUUUUCUGAACCUGAUUCUUUUUCUUGGGGUGGAGCUUGAAAUCCAUACCUUUCUGAGAGGACAGGACAGGAGGAGUAAAGUGACUGGGAAGGUAUUUCAUCUCAUCCAGCACGUGCAGAGUCACAUCCUCAUCUUAUUGGCCACUUUGUGAUACUACCCUGGACUAAGAGCUUUAAAUUUGAGGGUGAUUGUGGGUGGUUUUGUUUGGGUUGGAGCUUCCCCCCCAUCCUUUUUCUUUCUUUCUUUCUUUUUUUUCUUUCUUUUUUUUUUUUCUUUUUGGUGUGUGCAUGUGAAUUGUGCUUAGGUUGCAAAUUUAAUCUUCACCUACCAAGAGAUGGCCUCCUCCUUGGAUAGCCGCUCAGUGGACCAUUAGACUCAGCAAGAAGACCCACCUGUGGCUCUUACUCCUGGGUACUCUCAUUCAUGUUUGGGGUUUAUUUUCCCUUCUGCUGCUGCUCUUGGCAGGAGUCUGGUCAUCAUCUGCUUGUGGGAGUGGGAAACGGGUGUUUUUAGACCAACACACAUUCUAAAUUUAAAAUGAGUAAUAAUUGGAACAUAUAAAGGUCCUUGUACCCAAAGUGACUCCACACGAGAAAAACAAACCACUUUUUUCAGAGUGUGACUGAAGAGGAGGAAAGAGUUCGGAAAUAUGAUGCAGUAGAACAGGUUUUGAAGGAAGAACAUAUUCUCUCCUGUAUUUGUUAAGAGGAAAUCAGACAGUUGAAAAUGCCUGCUAAUCAAAUGUUUACUUAGCUCACCAUAUGUCCAGGUUGCCGGCAGAGUUUCUUUCAGAUAUGAGUGUUGCCUACUGAAUUUGGAGAACUUUAGACAGCAAGUCUGUAUCCCCCCCACCUUUUUUUUUUUUGCCACAACCAAUAGGACAAUAGCAGAAUUAGCCAAUCCUAAAACCUUCUAAAGACCAUUUUUGAAUGUCCCACCGGGAUAAUUGAAUUUUUCUUUCUAAUGUGUGUUUUUAGUUUAGAAGUGCUAUCUAUUCUACAAGAUUUGAGUCCGUGAGGUUGGAAGAUAUCCUAUCUUUUUUUAUUCAAAAAGCACAAUCAAUCUUUUCUUUGAAAAUCUAUAUAAAGUACAACUUGCUUUUAGCAUGAUUAUUUUCCUAAAUAAAAGACAAAGAAUUUACUUAUUUUAUGUUAAUUACGGGCAUGAAGCAAAAGGUUUUCUUUAAAAAAAAAUUUAAAGUGCAGUUAUGUAGGGCUGUGGUUAGUUAACCGUACUGAGUUAUCUAUCUAGCAUUUGUGGCUUGUUGGAGGGGUAGUGUUAACUAUUUAACAUGGAAUGGUGUGCUUUAACUUUUCUAGCGCGUUGUCUUCUCAUUAUUUUGGGGGAGGGAGGGUCUCUGCUGGCACUGUCUAACCUGCUUACCUGCCGAAUUAGCAGUUUGCUUGUGCUAUAACCGUUUAAAUUGUAGGUGCGACUUAGGGUAGGCUUUAAAGUGCUGGGUGGUGAUUUGAGUUCAAACAAUAAAAAAUUGUAUUUUUUCAAUAUUGUAUAAACAAUAGUGUUCUAAUUACCUUUCAAAAAAAAAAUAAUGUCCAAAUAAUAAUUGCUUUUAAUCUUGUCAAAACAAAACCCAUCAAACUAAUAGAGCCAAGUUUAGAGGGGGAAUGUAUAUGAGCCACAGCUCUGCUCCCCAACUGAAAACAUUUUUCUCAAACAAAAAAGAAGUCAGCUUGUCGCGGAUUGAACGCUCUGGCACUGGGAGUUUGGUGGUGUGGAAUUUCCGAAUGAAGACAUAUUGGGGGAGGUUGCAGGUGUGAAGCCGCAGAUCUGAGCAUGGCUGCAGCAUGUGUGCGUGUAUGUUUGUCCAUCCAAGUCCAUCUGAUGAAGGUGUAAUUAGGCUUCCCAUUAGCACAGAAGCUUCUGGAAAUGCCACCCAAAUCACGCUGUACCCUCUCGUUCUGUGGAGAUCUGUCCUUUUUGGGCAUUAACCUUGGGGGGAGCCAAGCUUUUGGCUCUGUGUGGGGUUCUUCGUAUCCUCUGAGAAACUGGUUUUGAGGGGUUGAGCAGAAUCCCUUUUUAUUAUUUUUGUCCCUUCCUGUACCUGGGUAGGACAAGGAGACCAUGCUUCUAGGUGCAGAGGGAGCUGGAAGAAGGCCUGGCUGUGAAGCAGAGGAUUCUGCCCCCACUAGUAGAUGAUACUGUAAGGCUUAGAAGAGGGGAUGUUACAGCACCAAAAGCUUUUCCAGGUUUCCCAUCAUAACACUCAAAAGCAUCCAGAGCCCCUCAGAAGGGCUGAACACUAUUGCCCUUAAAGGUGGUGGUAGCAGGUCAGCGUUGCUUCUGGCGGUUUCCCUCCCUUUCUUAGUGUACCCAUAGUUUUUGAAGUUUUACCUUGUGGUUUACCAGCGCAAGCCAUCCUCUGCCCCCGUUCAAAUGACCGGGCUCAAGCUCUUGCCAAAACCGACAAGCGAGGUGGCCGCAGCCCCAGCCCCGGGGCCCAGCAGGUUGCAUUUAGUGGUAGCCAAGCCAGAUGCUGGCAUUUCGCUCUUUUGUCUUCAGUCUUCUCGCCCUCCUUGAGGUUACUGUGCAGUUUCAACCAGCAUUUUAUACUAGGGUAGUUCUCAGAAGUUGCCAUAUGUCUCUCCAGUACCUAACAUUCUUCCACUUCAGAAGCUGUUCUGAUUGCCAACUGGCUGAUCUAAGCUCCUGAGGAGGGUCUCCCCUCGAAGGAUUUUUUUUUUUUCCCCCUCAAAAUGCUCCCUGAAGCCCUGGUUGGCCUUGGCCUGACACUUGCUUUUUAUUAGGCCUCCUAUUAUGGCUGAGAAUCAUGAAAGACAGAUCCUCUGCUAGCCUUCAUGGGUAAAGUUGCUAGACACCAAGUUCCUAGGAACUGGUGUUUGAUUUUAAAUGGCGCCUGGCCCUUCUACGUUCUAGGGACUCAAUCAGAAAAGUGAAAGCCAUUAACAAGAGUUAGCAAGAGUUCCAUUUCCUUGUACCAACUUCCUAACCAGGUUCACGGCCUUCUUGACUAAAAUCAUUUCCGAUUGGGUGCAAAGACCUGCGUUUCUUUGGACUUCUGAAUCCAUGUUCAUAUUUUCUCUGGCCAUGGAACACCUUGGCUGUUCCAUCAGGGACUGGAGUGGAGGCCCGUUGGGGAAGGGAAGCUAACAGCCCUCGGGUGGGCAAGUUCUCCACCCACCUGAGAGAGGGCCAGGAUUCUCACUUCAGCAAAUACUCGUCUUGGCUGGGGGCUUGGGAAGAAAUGGCCAUUAUUUACUGAUUGUAUUUGGUACAUAUUGUGUGAUACUUGAAGAGAGAAAAGGGACUUACCAGCCCUUAAUUGAAAUCUAAGCUUUUUACCGCUUAUUUUUUCCUUGCCCUAUCUCCUCUCUUCCACCUUUUUCCUUGCAUUGUGAUGAUCUAGCGGGCACUUCUGUCAACAGGACAAAUGCCUCCUCUGACUAUAACCUCUUAAUAGUUGUGUAUAAUGAAAACUGUAAACUUUUUUAAAUAAAAUGUGUAUAUACCUUGGCAAA